Molecule: messenger RNA, 4288 nt
Organism: Pocillopora verrucosa
Lineage: Eukaryota; Metazoa; Cnidaria; Anthozoa; Scleractinia; Pocilloporidae
Product: unconventional myosin-Ib
Biological process (GO): vesicle transport along actin filament; actin filament organization
Cellular component (GO): actin cytoskeleton; microvillus; cytoplasm
Molecular function (GO): actin filament binding; microfilament motor activity; ATP binding
Source: RefSeq, a predicted model, not a curated record
UCGGGGGAAGGGCUCUGGAGGGUAGUGUCUGGGCUAUUUUGGACGAAUGCUUACUGAAAUUUUUCCAAUUUUUGAAGGUUUAACCCCUCGGAUGUGAAAAAAUUAUGGGCCCGACGUCGAUGCGUGGGCCGGACCUUAGAAAUUGAAGUUGAAAGCGAAUCUUCUUACUUUUUUAUGGUUGUCUAGGUACCGACACACGACCAAGGUAGCUGUGGCACAAGUGAAUUUAAAUGCUUCACAGAUGAAUUUCAGCCCAAGGAGAGGAAGUUGAUAAUAAGAUAGUUUAUUCAGCAGGAGUAAAGUGUCAGGAGCUAUGAGUGAACCAGGAGACCAAGUAACAGUGGGUGGGCGGAGCAUGUUGGACAACAUGGUUGGAGUUGGUGACAUGGUGCUUCUUGAGUCCUUGACAGAAGAUUCAGUGAUAGAGAACCUUUGGGACAGAUACAAUAACAAAGAUAUCUAUACUUACAUUGGAGAUGUGGUGGUGUCAAUCAAUCCUUAUCGUAAAUUCAACUUGUACACUCCUGAGAGGAUAGCAGAGUACAGAUCUAGAAACAUUUAUGAGUUGCCUCCUCACAUCUAUGCCAUAGCUGAUGAUGCCUACAGAUCCAUGAGAGAUUACAACCAGGAUCAGUGUAUUAUAAUCUCUGGUGAAAGUGGAGCUGGAAAAACAGAGGCAUCCAAGGUUGUUAUGCAGUAUGUGGCAGCGGUGUCUGGCAAAGGCUGGGAAGUGGACAGAGUAAAAGAACAGUUGUUGCAGUCUAAUCCUGUCUUGGAAGCAUUUGGCAAUGCAAAGACUCUUAGGAAUGACAACUCAUCUCGUUUUGGAAAAUAUAUGGAUCUUGAAUUUGACUUCAAAGGUGAUCCAGUCGGAGGAGUCAUCACAAAGUAUUUGCUGGAAAAGUCCCGCGUGGUACAUCAAGCCCAAGGGGAGAGGAAUUUCCAUAUUUUUUACCAUCUACUCUCUGGUGCCUCUGAUGAACUUCUUGGGAAACUUUGCCUUGUGAGUGACUGUAAUGAUUACACUUACCUCAAUCACAGUGGAUGUGUGAAGGUCAAUACAAUAGAUGACAAGAAGGACUUUGUAGUAGUUGAGAGGGCAAUGGAAAUUGUUGGGUUCACUCAAGAAGAGAAGUUGUCCAUUUACACUCUUCUGUCUGCCAUUUUGAACCUUGGAAAUGUUGCAUUUGAUGAAGCUGUUGAUAAAGUUGAUGGACAUGAUACUGUGGCCCCUACAAACGAGAAGUACUUAGACUGGGCAUGUGAGAUGCUUCAGUGUGGAACUCAACUGUUGAAAGAUGGUUUGUCUAAGAGAACUGUGGAGGCCGGUAACGAGAGGGUUUCAACUCAUCUUACCUCUGUGCAAGCUUACUAUGCCAAGGAUGCUCUCUCCAAAGCUAUCUAUCGGAGGAUGUUCUCUUGGAUGAUUCAACGGAUCAAUGAGAGCAUAAAGGUUAAAAAGAAGGGUAAAAGGAAGGUGAUUGGUGUAUUGGAUAUUUAUGGCUUUGAAAUAUUUAAGAAUAACGGUUUUGAACAGUUUAUCAUCAAUUACUGCAAUGAGAAGCUGCAACAGAUCUUUAUUGAGCUGACUCUUAAGUCUGAACAAGAGGAAUAUAUCAGAGAGGGCAUUGAGUGGGAAUCAAUAGAGUACUUCAACAAUGCAAUCAUCUGCGAUUUGAUUGAAAAGACCCAUGUGGGAAUCAUACCACUUCUUGACGAGGAGUGUUUAAGACCAGGAGAGGUCAGCGGUACGACGCUCAUUGCUAAGCUCAACACGCAUUGCUGCAAGCAUCCGCACUACGAGAGCAGAGGAAGCAAGAAGUUCCUAUCUGAUAUGACUUUGCCACACGACUGUUUCAGGCUCAGACACUACGCUGGGAGCGUAACUUAUAGCGUUAGUGGUUUUCUGGACAAAAAUAAUGAUCUGUUAUAUAGAGAUCUCUCCCAGUGCCUUUAUGCUUGUGGUCAUCCGUUGGCCAAAACGCUUUUUCCGGACGGUUGUCCAACCAAGGCAACCAAAAAAAGACCACCAACCACAGGAACUCAGUUUAAGGUUUCAGUCUCUGAGUUGAUGACAAAUCUUAAAAGCAAGAAUCCUCAUUACAUCAGAUGUAUCAAGCCAAACGACAGAAAAGUUGCAGGGCUGUUCGAUGACAAACUAGUCAGACACCAGAUACGAUAUCUUGGGUUGAUGGAGAACAUUCGCGUUCGAAGAGCAGGAUUUGCAUUUAGACAAGAAUAUGACAUUGCACUUGAGAGGUACAAGAUGCUCUGUAAAAAAACCUGGCCCAACUGGGUGGGCAUGCCGAAAGAAGGCCUUAAAGAACUACUUAAGAGUUUGAAUAUCAAACCAACAGCGUAUGCUUAUGGAAGAACAAAGAUCUUUUUUAGAAAUCCACGAACGUUAUUUGAUCUGGAGGAGAGACGUCUUCAAGGAAUGCAUUUUCUAGCUGUCAUCAUUCAGAAGGUUUUCAGAGGCUGGAGACAGAGAACCAAAUAUCUUAAGAUGAGAGAGAGUGAAAUUAUCAUCGCUAAGUAUUAUCGUGGCUUCAGGGAUCAUCGGACUUAUCUCAGAAAGAGAAGCGCUGCUAUUACCGUCGCUCGUUUUGUUCGCGGCUGGAAGGCGCGGAAGCUCUACAAAGCCAUGUUGUACGAGAAGAAAUGUAUCUGGGCUUCUGGUAUAAUUCGUACCUACUUCUACGGAUGGCAGGCCCGCAAACUUUACAGAUCCAUGGUUCUUGAAAAGAAGCGCAACCAGGCUGCGACUAUAAUCGCAGCCUAUUUUACAGGCUGGAAGGCCCGCAAACUUUACAGAAGCAUGGUCCUUGAAAAGAUACGCUUCCAGGCCGCUAUUAUAAUAGCGGCGUACUUUACAGGCUGGAAGGCCCGCAAACUUUACAGAUGCAUGGUCAUUGAAAAGAUACGCAAACAGGCGGCGACUAUAAUCGCAGCCUAUUUUACAGGCUGGAAGGUUCGUCGUGAGUAUCAUCCCAAGUUCAGAAAGAAUGCAGCUCCAAAGAUCAUGAAGUUUCUUCGCCUGUACUUUCGUUACAGAUAUUUGAGCACGCUAAAGAACAACCUACCGUCUUUGUCACCUGUGGAUACGCAUUGGCCUUCAUCUUCACCAAUGUUUAGGAAGACAAACAAUCUUCUUAAAGGCUUGUACCACUCUUGGAGAUGUAAGAAAUUCAGAGACAGAUGUCCUCCCGAAAAGAGAGCGAUUCUAAAAGAAAAACUCCAAGCCAGCGAGGUGUUCAAAGACAAAAAAUCUUUGUAUCCUUCCACGGUAGCAGUUCCUUUCCAAAGCGAUCGUGUCAACCUUAAUGCCAAUCCAAAGUGGAAAAAGAACACUGGUAACAACAACCAACGAAUCGUGUGGGCGGAUUCUGUGUUAAAGAUCAAUAGAAAAAACGGCAAGGCAGUACCUCACAUUUUGACCAUUUCGGACACUGAGAUGCUGGUGUUAGACCCCAAGUCUCUCCUCACGAAAUACAACAUUGAUUUGGGAGACAUUCAGAGAAUCUCCGUCAGUCCGCUGAAAGACGGAGUAAUCGUGUUCCACAUUCGCACGGACAAACAAGAUAAGAACCAUCAGAAAGGUGACUUCAUGUUCCACACGGAGCAUGUGGUCGAGUUAGUUGCCAAGCUGUUGGUGCAAGCAGAAUCCCAACAAGACAUGUCUGCCGCCGUUCAUGUUUCAGAAAGGAUCGCUGUGAAUUUUUCUGAAACUCCGGUCGAGCUGCACUUCAAACGCGCAGACAAAGAUCUUCCUCAACCGCUAUUGUGUAAAAGAAAAGGAGCUGUUAUAGAUGUCUUAGUUUGAUUAUUUUCUUAACAAAUCGUACAGUAUUAGUUUGGUUUUUGCCAUAUCCACCUUACAGCAAAGCAAAGCGUUCAUGGUGUCGAGGUUUUUACAUCCUUUAAAAAAAAGUAAAUUAUUUAAAAAUAACAUAACGAUUACAAGUUAUCGUCGUGCAUUUGUUUCGAAGGUUUAACUUUAUUAAUAUUUAAUUUAAUCGGCAGAAUAUGAAAAAUUACAAAUCUUUCAUGACUGGUUGGGCCUUUUCUCUCAUCUCAUUCUUUCCCUAAGGGUUUUGGAUGUCAGCAUUCCCUCGAGCACCGAUACAUCUUUGGCGGAUUCUUCGAACAAUAGGCUAUUUAACUCAUAAAUUUUCUGCCGUUGAACUUGAUUGUUUCAUUCUUUUCGCUCCUGCUGCUUUAUCAAGGCAAGAUGUAACAUAAAGAGUGUUUUUAAAACUUAUUUUACAAUAAAAUUAUUUACUUGUCA